This is a messenger RNA of Solea senegalensis (Senegalese sole), 1851 nucleotides long. RefSeq lists its product as uncharacterized. The transcript has 5 exons. The coding region runs from base 548 to 1324 and encodes 258 amino acids. Gene Ontology annotation, biological process: regulation of transcription by RNA polymerase II. Gene Ontology annotation, cellular component: transcription regulator complex; nucleus. The record is from RefSeq and is a predicted model, not a curated record. NCBI's taxonomy places the organism in Eukaryota, Metazoa, Chordata, Actinopteri, Pleuronectiformes, Soleidae. Gene Ontology annotation, molecular function: DNA binding.
ACUUACUGUUGAUAUUUACUGUAAUUCUUGUCUUUGACAAAGUAUUUAAACGUCUUAAAAAUUUAAUUUAUUUUUUUAAAUGAUGGCGUUGAACAAGUUUUAUUUAGCAAUGCAAACUAAAUGUUUAAAUAAAAAAUAUUAAAUAAUUUAAAAAACACACAUUAACUCUGAACACAAAGUAGGUGUUUUAUAAAACAUGUUGUCGCAGGAGAUAUAUAGAUACUGUACAAAUACACAAUGGCUACCUUCCUAAUUGUGAAAGUGAAUUUAUUGAUAACUUAGCCAAGAGGUUGGUGAGCUUUUACAGUGCAAUCCAAGUAGAAAGCGGAACCAAAAAAGCGAUUUAUGUUUCCGCCCGGACGCUCGGACAGGAUAUUCGCGCAAUGUUGGUUGCGAUCUUAAACGUAUCGCAGUUCGCGCAAGUGUCGCAAUAGUAUCCAGCUGCAGAACCGGACAGGACCGGAGCGUGACAACAACCCCUGACGAGACAGGAAAAUAGUGUCCCUUCAGUUCAAACCUGAUUGAGUUGAACGCUUUUCAUACGAAAAUGGAUUGUGUGACGUCCUUUCCCAUGAGUGACCAUGCUUACUUGGCCACCAGGCAGUCAGGACCUCACAUCACCUGUCAACUCAGGGACCAGUUACCCAAACUUGAAAAAUGCAGCAGCUGCUGCAGUUUGUUCCACUGCCCAUUCUGCAGUACCAGGAUUUUCAAGCCCAGGGUAAAAAACAAAGUCCUAAAACAUCUUGAAGGACAUGUAAGAAGGGCUGUCCAGCACAAAGAUUAUACAAUCUUCAAGUGCAAUUUACACUGCCAAAAUAUUGCACAUUUCCACUGCCCGUCCUGCACAAAAAUAUUCAUUAGGAGAGAUAGACUCUUGUUCCAUCUUAAAGGAUGUGCUAAUGAAGUGGACGAGAAAGUUCCCACUGCAAACCCAGAUGCUACUGAUGUCCAAAAAGAGCCAGACACCACUGCAGAAAACAUGCAGGAUGACAUUUUAUUUAAGGUAACUGAAAGUGGGGAUGACCUGGAGAACGUGCAAGAUAAAGAGAAGAAGGAGCAGCACUUACCUUUGCCUCUGAUUAGUACCAGUUUCUCUCUUCUGGAGUCCUGUCCAAACAACCAACAGGAGAUCAAACGUAAAAGGCAAGCGGCCACAGAACCUGAGAUAAGUCCUGUAGAUGCCCACACCAGCAUCAGAGAUGAGGACGAACUGUUUCUGCUCAGCCUCCUGCCCUCGCUGAAGAGGCUGACCAUCAAAAAGAGAAUGGAGGUGCGGAUGAAAUUCCAGCAGGUGCUUUAUACUGCAGAGUUUGAGGACUAGAGAGCCUAAAAAGACAGUUUUGUUAUAUUUAUUUUGUUGCACUAUUCCUAUUAAAAUUCAUCACUAUGUUGGUCUAGAAUGGAUUUUCGGUCAUGGUGAUGGAGCAGGCAUGGUCAUUAAAUGGUGGGUAUUAUUUCAACGACUGCAUUGGUACAGUGACAUGUGAUGCAAGGAAAUACAAGAGCCCAAUGUUUGAGGGUAUAGUGAUAUUGUAGUAUUGGACUAUAGACGAUAGAAGGCUGUGAUCACCCACAGUCUUACUAUAUUCAUACUUGUAUUCAUACAAUUAAUUAUUAUUAUCACGUUUUUAAAUUACAGCAAAUGUGGAAAAAAUGGUUUGUUUAACUUUUUAUCUACACAGUAGGGAAUUGGGGAUUCAUACCAAAUUAUCCCGCUGCCUGCUAAUGAUGUCUGAUUUAUCCGAUGACUUUUAUUAUUAUUUUUGUAGAUGACAAAAGUUUAAAUUUCUGAAAGGACAUUUCUACUGUACGCAUUUUUCAAAUAAAUCCUCUCUUCCUCCUGAAAAA